AUGGCGAUGGUCACCGGUUGGAGAAUUUGCAUUGACUACCGGAAACUGAAUAAUUAUACUAGAAAAAAUCACUUCCCUCUUCCCUUUAUUGAUCAGAUGUUAGAUAGGUUGACCGGACAAGACUGCUAUUGUUUCCUUGAUGGAUAUUCCGGCUAUAACCAGAUCUCAAUUGCACCAGAGGACCAAGAGAAAACUACAUUCACUUGUCCUUGUGGCAUUUAUGCUUUUAAGCGAAUUCCAUUUGGGUUGUGCAAUGCACCUGCGACUUCUCAAACGUGCAUGAUGGCAAUCUUCACUGAUAUGGUAGAAAAAUUUAUUGAAGUGUUCAUGGACAAUAUUUCGGUCUUUGGACCAUAUUUUGAUGAAUGCUUAACUAAUUUAAGUAAAGUGCUUGCCAGGUUUCUUGAGAAGGAUACGCCUUUCAUGUUUGAUGAACACCGCUUAAAGGCGUAUCAGGAGUUGAAAAAGAGAUUAGAGUUUGAUGUGGAAAUCAAAGAUCGAAAAGGGACACAAAAUUUGGUGGCGGACAAUUUUUCGUGCUUGGCAACUCACGCACAUGUUGAAGAAGGGGGCAAAUUCAGGAAAGCUUUCCUGAUGAGCAAUUGCUAG
This is a messenger RNA of Nicotiana tabacum (common tobacco), 609 nucleotides long. The record is from RefSeq and is a predicted model, not a curated record. NCBI's taxonomy places the organism in Eukaryota, Viridiplantae, Streptophyta, Magnoliopsida, Solanales, Solanaceae.